Molecule: messenger RNA, 1059 nt
Organism: Aspergillus bombycis
Lineage: Eukaryota; Fungi; Ascomycota; Eurotiomycetes; Eurotiales; Aspergillaceae
Product: neutral protease 2
Exons: 3
Coding region: 1-1059 (352 amino acids)
Biological process (GO): proteolysis
Molecular function (GO): metalloendopeptidase activity
Source: RefSeq, a predicted model, not a curated record
AUGCGUGUCACUACUCUCUCUACAGCACUCUUCGCGUUGGCCUCCACCGCUGCGUCGGCGCCAACCGCUGGGAGCUCGUCUCCUGGUCUUGAAGUCAAGCUGACCCAGAUUGACAACACUCGUGUGAAGGCGGUUGUUAAGAACACCGGCAGCGAGGCAGUGUCCUUCGUCCACCUGAACUUCUUCAAGGACGCUGGCCCUGUCAAGAAGGUUGCCGUCUAUCGCGGCCAGGAUGAGGUCCAGUUCGAGGGUAUCCAGCGCCGCCUGAAGAGCAGCGGUAUCACCAAGGAGGCUGUCACCUCUCUCGGUGCCGGUGAGACCUUGGAAGAUGAGUUCGAUAUCGCCUCCACCAGCGAUCUGGCAAGCGGCGGCCCCGUUUCCAUCCGCAGCCACGGAUUCGUUCCCAUUGUCGUGGACGGCAAGAUCACUGGCUACAUCCCCUACAAGUCCAACGACCUGACCGUCAAUGUUGACGGUGGCAAGGCCGCUAAGGUCGCCAAGGUGCUGUCGCAGCUUACUCGCCGUACCGAGGUCACCGACUGCAAGGGUGACGCCGAGUCUGCGUUGACCACUGCCCUGUCCAACGCCGCCAAGCUGGCGAACCAGGCUGCCGAGGCUGCCGAGUCUGGCGACGAGUCCAAAUUUGAGGAGUACUUCAAGACCACCGACAAACAGACCCGCACGACCGUUGCUGAGCGCCUGCGCGCUGUCGCUAAGGAGGCCGGCUCCACCUCCGGCGGCUCUACCACGUACCACUGCAACGACCCCUACGGCUACUGUGAGCCGAACGUUCUGGCUUACACCUUGCCCUCGAAGAACGAGAUCGCCAACUGCGAUAUCUACUACUCGGAGCUUCCUCCCUUGGCCCAGAAGUGCCACGCCCAGGACCAGGCCACCACCACUCUUCACGAGUUCACUCACGCCCCGGGCGUCUACCAGCCUGGUACGGAUGACUUGGGUUAUGGCUAUGACGCCGCUACUCAGCUGAGCGCCCAGGAUGCGUUGAACAACGCUGACUCCUAUGCCUUGUACGCAAAUGCCAUCGAGCUCAAGUGCUAA